AAUUAUGGUUUAACAUAAAAAAUAACCUCUUCAAUGCCAAUUUUCAUUAUGACUGUAAAAUAUACCUUAUAAUAUAUUUUAUUAUUGCUUUUCAAUUCUGUUUUCCUGAUCUGCACUUUGCCUUAAUGCUACCUUCUCUGCCUCAUGCACAGCAAUCCACAUAGAAAGAGAGACUACCAGCAGACGACCAGAGGAAGAGAAUGAGAGAAGAAAAUGUGUGUGUGUGUGUGUGUGUGUGUGGAAGGGGGGGUUGGUGAGGGGGAGUGGCGCGGAAGCUGCAGGCAUCACUGAGCACAAUACAGUGAGAGUGAAACGAAAGGCAGCAGCAGUAUAACAAAUAGCUCCCCCCCCAGCACAGAUAGGAAGAUAGAGACGCAGUAUAAGGAGAAACACAUUGCCAAGACAGAGAGGGAGAAGAGCUUGUUUCUUUUUUUCCUUGCUUUUACUCAGACAUUGCCGGCCGUGACUUGCAUUGGGAGGAAAGAGAGGAAGGGGUUGAGUGACAGAGUUUGACAGAGAAAGAGAGAGUGGAGUGAAGAUUGUAAUCCUCUUGGCAUGCAAGUGUGUGUCUGGCCGAUUGGCGCUGUGUGCAGUUGGAGCGAGUGCACGGGGCAGAGUUGUCUUGGUGGCAUCAGGACAUUUUGGUCGGGAAUGUGGUGCAGCUAACCCGGGCGACCAGGAAGGAAGGGACACCUCUCAUCAUGCUGGGGAAGGAUUACAUGCUUGCUAUCAUCAUAGUUAAUUAUGACGACAACAUCUGGGAUGACCCGAGCCUUGACCUGGACUCUGACCUGCCGUCGGGUUGGCGCACCAUCCGGGACACCACUGGAACCUACUACUGGCAUGUGCCAACCGGCACAACCCAAUGGCAGCACCCGUCGUACGGCAAUGAGGAGGACCAGAAUGCCAUCAGUGGAAUCCCAGCCAGGGACAUCAAGAGCCUGGAGGCUGGUAGCAGACGUGAAACAAGGCCAAGGCUGACAGAGAAUCCGAUGGCCUCCAUAAAUGACAGGGUCUCCUGGCAGGACGAUUAUUUCUGCACCAGCAUGGAUCCUGACUCCAAGUGUUUUGCUGUGCGCUCUCUGGGCUGGGUGGAGAUCCCAGAGGAGGAGCUGGCUCCAGGGAAGAGCAGUCUGGCAGUCAAUAACUGCAUCCAGCAGCUGUCCAGCAGCAAGGCGGAGGCCCGAGAUGCCCUGGGUGCUUGGGGAGAGGGCCAGGACAUGAUGAUGGUACUGAAGAAGGACACCCUUAGCCUGAUGGACCCAGUGGACCGCAGCCUUGUCCACUGCCAGCCCAUCAUCAACAUCCGCGUGUGGGGCGUGGGCUGCAACAACGGCAGAGACAGAGACUUUGCCUUUGUGGCUAGUGACAAAGACACAUGUAUGCUGAAGUGCCAUGUGUUUCGCUGCAGCGCCCCGGCAAAAACAAUCGCCACAGCUUUACACGAAAUGUGCUCAAAGAUCUUGGAGGAGAAGACCACUGGAAGCCCAUCUAUGGCCCGCUCCCUCACCAUGGAGAGUAUCUCCCCAGAGGACCUGCCACGUCAAGUGGACUUUCUGGAUGCAAUGAAGCAAACAGUGCAGAAGUUUGAGGUGCAAUACAUUGGAAACCUGCCUGUCUCCAGGGCAAUGGGAAUGGAGGUGCUGAACAGGGCCAUAGAGAGCAUCAUGAACACAUCCGACAGCGACGAGUGGGAACCCAUCGUCAUCCACAUCUCUGAUACCGUGCUUUCGCUCUGGAAAGGAGAGGACAGAGAUGAUCCUUUCUGGGAAUGUCAAGUGCGUUACUUGACAUUUUUGGGGGUGGGCCAUGACACACACACCUUUGCCGUGAUUGUGGACGGCGGGACGCAGCGGUUUGAGUGUCACGUGUUCUGGUGCGAGCCAGACGCUGGGGUCCUCUCUGAAGCUGUGCAGGCUGCGUGCAUGGUCCAGUACCAAAAGUGCUUAGUGGCCCAGACUCCGCCGCCCAGGUCCAAAAUGUGGCGGGCAGGUUCCAAGGUGAAGCGCGCCAAUUCCAUGGAUGGCUUCACUUUCACGGCUCCCUGUCACCAAGGACUUUCCCCCCCGAAGACAGGCUCCACCACCGCCAAGAAGGGCAUGCUGGCAUUUUUCGAGACUUUCAGAAAUAAACAGUCAGCAGUUUCCACACCCUAACAACCAUAGAGGGAGCGAGGAAUGGAGGCAAGGGCAGAAGGAGUUGUAAAGAGGCGUGAAACACAUAUGUAACGACAGAUGUAUAAUCAGACAUUAGAACGUGACGUGUGAUGGACAGCUGAGCUUAGAUUGUAUUAUGCCAGGCAGGGAUGGCCAAAAUUAUUUUAGACAAAUCACACUGGCGGCGCUUCUGUGGGUAUACAACAUAUCUCAACUACGCUGGUUUGUGGUACAGUUUUAGAAAAGAACACUGAGGUGCUGUACUUGGACAUUCCAUACCUUUCUUGUCAAGGAAUAUAUGAAGUCAUUAGGAUAUACUAGACUUGUACUUAUAGGGUGAAAUGACAUCCAAAACAAAAUAGCGAGCCCCACUUCUAAGUGCAACAUACAGUAGCAAAAAAUGUUGUGCAAUAAUUGACAAUUCUUACCUGGAACUGAACAUCAGCAAAGUGUAACAGUGACAUUAUUCUGGUACAAUAAAUGUAGCUGCAUAGGUUGUAUUAACUACUUCUACUGUUCUUUCUGUUAAGUCUAAAAUGAUAUUUAACUUCUGAUCUAGAAUUAAUCACAGUGUCUCAACAUAUAGUAUAUACUACUUCUGAUAAUUGAUCAAAAAUACCUUUCAGUCCUCCUAAUGUGAGAUUGUGCAUCAUGGAUUGUGCAUCACUUUAUUCUGCCAAUAUUAUAUGUUUCAGUUUCAAAUUAGACAUGGCUAAAUUGAAAAGCAGACCAAUGAACAAAUUAAGUCCAACUAGAUGUUGGCUUCGUUUUAAGCUUUCUUUUAUGAUACAGCAUACUCAGAUUUAUUCUUAAGCCAGGAACCAGGAAUGAUGCCAGUAAUAAAAUGGCCGGCUCAUUUGAGAGGAAAUUAAGGUGUUUUAAGGUAAGAUUCUGUUCUGUUAAACAGAAUACGGUACAACACAAAAACUUUGAAAGUGAAUCAAGAUCAAGAACAAAAAAAAUCAAGAACAAAAGUCUUGAUUUUGAAAUAUAUGGAGACUGUGUUAUUUGAAUCUGUUAUUUUGCUUGAUGGCCCUGACGCUCUACAGAAGCACUGCAUGCGUUCGCACCCCCUCUGGAAUGAAAGGCUUUGCUCAGGUACUUUACAUGCUGUCAGUGAUGAAAACAAAACUCUCAAAAGCAAAAGUAAAAAUGUGUAAAUUACUUACUAAAGUUUAAAUGCAACCAGCCACCACAAUGAAAACCUGUGUUUGAAUGUUCCUGUUGGAGAACAUCUUUACUUGAACAAAUGUACCCUGGAUUGAUAUACUUUACAUGUAUAUCAGAUCAUUUCUAUGAUUCCUCCCAAAAUGUAAAUGUAUUUACACUGCAUAAAAUGAAAUAUCUAAAAGGCUUAACAACAGAUCAGGGCAUGCUGAAAUUCAAAGUCAUUAGCGAUAUUAGACUUGGGCACACAAAUAGAAUGGCACUUCAGAGAGGGCAUGCUAAAUACUACUGAUAUGCAUCUGCUCUUCCUCCCCGAUUCGUAAUAUGUUUUAUGAACUAAAACAACUCAGGUCUCCUCAUUAAUCAAAGGAUCAUGUCAAAGUCGGAAAAAUGAAAAGUCAGAGCUUUGCUGUAAAAGAACAUAGACUGAGAAGUUACAUCCUUACUAUCCAGGAGAAUUUGUUAAAGGUAAUGUCAUAAAAUGGUCAUGUAGCACCUUGAGAUUUUUUUCCUGCUAUUUAUACUACUAGUAAAUAAAUGUCUCUCUAUAUUUGCAGUACUUUAGCACAAAAUAAAAUAGGAUGUCAUGUAAAGGCAGUUUUUUAAAAUUGUUAAUAUAUUGCACAGCUGUACCUAAAUAGGUCCACAUUGUGGUGGUCUAUGCUGGAAUAAUAAAUUGCUUGGAAAUCCUCUU
Esox lucius (northern pike) is the source of this 4017-nucleotide messenger RNA. It is a transcript of the gene apbb3, whose product is annotated as amyloid beta (A4) precursor protein-binding, family B, member 3. Gene Ontology annotation, biological process: regulation of DNA-templated transcription. Gene Ontology annotation, cellular component: cytoplasm; nucleus. Gene Ontology annotation, molecular function: transcription factor binding; amyloid-beta binding. NCBI's taxonomy places the organism in Eukaryota, Metazoa, Chordata, Actinopteri, Esociformes, Esocidae. The transcript is spliced from 13 exons. The record is from RefSeq and is a predicted model, not a curated record. Bases 702 to 2156 code for a protein of 484 amino acids.